CGAAUGUAACAUUUCAUCGAUCUAACAGUAUAGCUAGCAUUCCAAGUAAUUGAAUUCUUCCAAAAGAAGUGUGUUUCUUGGAAAAUCUGCUGAACUGUGCAACGACUAUGAGUUCCGGAGAAUGUCAGACGGGAAACAAGGGCGAUUAUGAUGAGGAGGAAAAAGAGGACGCCCCGCCCCCGCUCGACGAAGGCGAUAUUGUCUUACUGAAAUCAUACGGUUUAGGUCCUUACAGCACUAAAAUUAAAGACGUCGAAAAAGAAAUCAAAAAACACCAGCAAACGGUCAAGGAUUUGAUUGGUAUCAAAGAAUCGGACACUGGCCUUUCUCCUCCGAGUAUGUGGGAUUUGAAUGGCGAUAAACAAAUGAUGUCGGAAGAGGCACCCUUACAAGUUGCACGGUGCACCAAAAUUAUUACGGGAGACUCCGACGCGAGCAACGAAGGCGCGUCCAGUGCUGUUUCUACCAGCACCAAGUAUGUCAUUAACGUCAAGCAAAUUGCCAAAUUUGUGGUGGGACUGGGUGAGACAGUGGCACCUACGGAUAUCGAAGAAGGUAUGCGUGUAGGAGUUGAUCGUUCCAAGUACAGUAUUCAAAUUCCUUUGCCACCCAAGAUCGAUCCUACCGUGAGUCUUAUGACAGUCGAAGACAAGCCAGAUGUCACGUAUGAUGAUGUUGGAGGUGCUAAGGAUGCCAUGGAGAAGCUUCGCGAAGUUUUGGAGUUGCCUUUACUGCACCCGGAACGAUUUGUGACGCUGGGAAUCGAUCCUCCUAAGGGUGUAUUAUUGUACGGUCCUCCGGGAACCGGAAAAACAUUGAGUGCUCGUGCGGUUGCCAAUCGUACCGAUGCUUGCUUUAUACGUGUCAUUGGUUCCGAGCUUGUACAAAAGUACGUCGGCGAAGGCGCCCGUAUGGUGCGCGAACUCUUCACUAUGGCCCGGUCCAAGCGUGCGUGCAUCAUUUUUUUCGACGAAAUCGAUGCGAUCGGUGGCGCUCGUACUGGAUCAGACGAGAAUGGAAGUGAUAAUGAGGUACAGCGAACCAUGUUGCAGAUUGUGACCGAGCUUGACGGAUUUGAUGCCCGUGGAAAUAUCAAGGUUUUGAUGGCGACGAAUCGGCCCGACACACUAGACCCGGCCUUGUUGCGCCCGGGACGUUUGGAUCGGAAGGUUGAGUUUGGGUUGCCCGACUUGGAAGGGCGCGGACACAUUCUACGCAUUCACUCAAAGCGCAUGAACUGCGACCGGGAUAUUCGGUUUGAACUGAUUGCGCGCUUGUGUCCGAAUACUACCGGAGCAGAGUUGCAUUCAGUUUGCACGGAAGCAGGUAUGUUCGCCAUUCGAGCACGACGUAAAAAUGUAAGCGAAAAAGACUUUUUGGAGUCUGUCAACAAAGUUGUCAAGGGAUACAAAAAGUUCAGUUCUACACCUAAAUAUAUGGUAUACAACUAAAACGAUAACUUUGUG
Phaeodactylum tricornutum CCAP 1055/1 is the source of this 1466-nucleotide messenger RNA. RefSeq lists its product with no specific name. Gene Ontology annotation, cellular component: proteasome regulatory particle, base subcomplex. Gene Ontology annotation, biological process: proteasome-mediated ubiquitin-dependent protein catabolic process. Gene Ontology annotation, molecular function: proteasome-activating activity; ATP hydrolysis activity; ATP binding. The record is from RefSeq and is a predicted model, not a curated record. Bases 108 to 1451 code for a protein of 447 amino acids. NCBI's taxonomy places the organism in Eukaryota, Bacillariophyta, Bacillariophyceae, Surirellales, Neidiaceae. The transcript is spliced from 2 exons.